Clupea harengus (Atlantic herring) is the source of this 1572-nucleotide messenger RNA. Its product is annotated as solute carrier family 22 member 20-like. Lineage: Eukaryota; Metazoa; Chordata; Actinopteri; Clupeiformes; Clupeidae. Gene Ontology annotation, molecular function: transmembrane transporter activity. The record is from RefSeq and is a predicted model, not a curated record. The transcript is spliced from 8 exons. Gene Ontology annotation, biological process: transmembrane transport. Gene Ontology annotation, cellular component: membrane. Bases 166 to 1572 code for a protein of 468 amino acids.
UGAAUUAGCCUCUUAGAUCUGAAUAACACGCGCUCUCAAACAAAAGGAAGUGUUGAAGGAGAAGUUACGCUUUCGGCAACCUUGCCUCGUCUUACAUGUUCUACUGUUAUUCGAAGCUCGGAAUUUAUUUGUAACGGAUCUAAAGGAAGCGCGAGUUUUGAAUCAAUGAAUUUUGAUCAGAUUUUGUCUGCUGUGGGUGGCUUUGGUAGAUUCCAAAAGAUUCUGUACAUAUGGAUCUGUCUCCCGCAGAUCCCGUUGGCCUUUCACAUGAUGGCCAGCAUCUUUACCGGUGCUACGCCUCCGCAUUGGUGCCUGGAUUCGCCAGCCGUCUCCAGUAACAGCUCUGACCCUGAAUCAACGGGUAACAUUUCUGACACCGGAGUGGCAAGCCAGAACUUAACCACCUCUUUCCUCUUCGAGCGUGCGGAGACCUGUAGACCUGUAGUCAACCGGAGCAGUCCUUCCUCGUGCAGCCAUGGAUGGAAAUACAGCCGCGAGAUAUUUCACAGCACCAUUGUCACCGAGUGGGACUUGGUGUGUGACAGAGCCAGUCUGAACAGUCUGGGGUCUUCCAUCUACAUGCUGGGUUUAUUGGUUGGGGCAGCGGUUUUUGGAGCUAUGGCUGACAGGUAUGGACGGAGGUUCUGUCUGCUCUUGUCUCUGGCGCUACAGGCUGUGUUCGGCGUUUCUGCUGCCUUCGCUCCAAACUUCCCCACGUACGUGCUGCUGCGCUUCGUGCUGGGAACCUCCAUCUCCGGAGUCAUCAUGAACGCCUUUGUGCUGGGGACGGAGUGGACAUGUACGCAGCGGCGCAUGCUCGCAGGCAUCUUCACAGACUACUUCUUCGGCGUGGGCUACAUGCUGCUGGCAGGCAUCGCAUACCUGCUGCGCGAUUGGAGGCAGCUGCAGCUGGCCAUCUCUGCUCCAGGAUUCAUUUUCUUUUUUUACAUCUGGCUUGUCCCUCAUUCUGCGCGUUGGCUGCUGGUUAAGGACCGCACAGAGGAAGCCAUUACUCUUCUGAGGAAAGCAGCCCAGGUCAAUGGACGACCUUUCCCCUCUUCUCUGCAGGUACAUCUCAUAGGCCAUAUCCCAAAAGUAAUUAGCACAUUGGCAAUAUUGUUAAUGUUACCACUAGUGAUUUGGCUUUUAAUGUUCGAUACUGCAGGCGAGGGGAAGGCUCAGUAUAGCGCCAUGGACCUGCUGAAAACUUCAGAGAUGAGGAGGAGAUCCUUCAUCUUGUUUUACCUGUGGUUUGUAAAUGUGCUGGUGUAUUAUGGCCUCUCUCUGGGCGUGUCCAGUCUGGGGGUGGACCUCUACUUCACACAGUUCAUCUUCGGAUUGGUGGAGAUCCCUGCCAGAUCAGUGGUUCUGGUGGUGUUGCCAUGGAGUCGGAGAAUUCCCCAGAGCUUCUUUAUGGCCGUGGGCGGUGUGGCGUGCCUCCUCACACUCACUGUGCCAGCAGGUAAACAUGGCUUAUCACCACGGAGAUAUUCACCUGGUCUAACGUCUAAACCGCAGUGGAAAUGGGCCACCUCUCCUCCUGCUCCACGGUUCCUGCUCCACGGUUCCUAA